UGCGUUGUGUCAGAAAGAGACGUAUCUAGACCUAAGGUCGGACAGGGGGGGGCAUAUUAAGUUAGCUGUUUUCUUUAUUGGGGGGUAAAAUCCAAGGCUAAAUUUGAGAUAGAGUUGUUUACAAAGUCGGGACCUCGUUUUUCUUCAUCCACCUCAAGUGAACACCCUGAAGACAACACCCUCCUGCAGAAAACCCUCAUGUUCACACACCGUGGGUCGUUUUCUGCCCCUAAAGUGUCAGUUUAUCUCCCUCAUGAGUCCAUAUGUCUCAUCGCUGUUUCAGCCUUUUGCAACAUUUCCUCGGGAACAGAUGCCUCAGUGAUUUUGCUCUUGUCGUAAUCAGUUUUAUCUGAAAACUCCACUUUCGACUGGAAACAGCAUUUUGACAAAUCAUUGUUGUUUUUUCAUGUUUCUGGAGUGUAAGCCUAAAUCACAUCCAUGUAGCCCCUCCUCUUUCCGCUGCAACUGUACCGCUGACGAAGAGCCACAACACCAGAGAGCUGCGAGUCAGUCUGACACCAAACACAGAGGAAGACAGGAUCUCCAGAGAAUAAACGAACACAACAAGGACUCAAGUGCGAGAAUAAGGAUAAACUGACAUUUCUUGGAAUGUGCCAAAGGGAGUAAGGAGACUGGAUCUCGCCUCUGUAGGAUUUGUGUUUGUGAGUAAAGACUGUAAACUAAACAGCUUUUCUUCCAUGUAAAGUGGAUCCUUCCUGACUCUGGAGAACACUUUUCCUUUCUGUACUGUAGCAUGGAAGCUUUAGGUUGUAAGCAGGCAAGUCCAGUUCAUGAUGUAUAUGUGCGUGUUGUUAGUUGAUUGAACAGUUUAUUAAUAACAAUGGUUGAACCGGUGGGGUUUGUGGCAGCUUGGAGAGCCCAGUUCCCUGAGUCUGAUCCCCCUUGCAUGGAGCUGAACUCACUGGGGAACAUUGAACAAGAGCUGGACAAAUGCAAGGCAUCUAUCCGGCACUUGGAGAAGGAAGUAAACAAGGAGCGCUUUCGGAUGAUCUACCUGCAGACUCUGCUAGCAAAAGAGAGGAAGUCUUAUGAUGGACAGCGGUGGGGGUUUAAAAGCACACCUCUAAUGAAUGAUGGAGACAUGCCCAGUGGUGCAGACAGGUCCCACACAGAUGAGGUAACAGUGGAGGAGCAGCAGCAGAGAGGGCCUGGCAAGACAGCCAGGUGUAAACCACAUCCAGAAGGAGAGGUGGAUGGUGCAUCCCCGGCCAAACAGAAGGGUGGGGUAUCACCUGUUCGCCAGGAGUCAGAGAUUCCUGAUUUCCCAGUGGGCACAGGCUCAGUAGCAGCUCUGAGGUCCAACUUUGAGCGCAUCAGGAGGGCCAACUCUCACACAGCCGGAGAUGGCAGAGGGUUGUCAGUGAUGGCCAGUCAGGAUAAACCUUUCUAUGUAAACAUGGAGUACCAUCAUGAUCGAGGGCUGGUCAAAGUCAACGACAGGGACGUCUCAGACAAGAUCAGCACCCUGGGCAGUCAGGCCAUGCAGAUGGAGCGCAAGAGGUCCCUGCACUCGCUCCCAGGGAACCUUUCGGCUGCCUCAGGUGACAUCAGCAAAGCUGUUCAGAGAGGCAGAUCAACUGAGGGGAACUGCAGCUACAACGGGUCGUAUGAUGACGCCGAGGUCAGCCCACACUUCCUGAAAGACAGUGUGAUCCGUUCCACUGGGGGGAAGUCUGAGCGGCAGCCAGCAGAGUGCCAGCCUUACACCAGUGUGUAUGUUGGGGGAAUGAUGGCUGACGGGGACACCCGAGUCAUCCACAUUAGGGACCACAGCAUAGACGAAGAGGCACACCUCACUUGGCCGAGGCGCUCCUACUCUCCCGGCAGCUUUGAUGAUGUGGGAGGAGGCUACACACCAGACUGCAGCUCCAACGAGAACUUAACAUCCAGCGAGGAGGACUUCUCCUCAGGCCAGUCCAGCCACGUGUCUCCCAGCCCCACAACCUAUCAGAUGUACAGGGACAAAAGCCGCUCACCGUCCCAGCACUCCCAGCAGUCUUUUGAAAGCAGCAGCCCGCCCACACCUCUGUCUCAGAAGUGUCUGAAGCAGCAGGUGAUGGUGUCCGAGGCCUCCAUCAUUGGGGUGCGUAAAACGGGCCAGAUCUGGCCCAGUGAUGGGAACUCCACCACGUCCAGCAGGACAUCUCAUGACAACAGUGUUCAAGGAGAUCUGGAGGCUCCCUACAAUGAGACCCCUCCAUCAUAUGGCUACGACUUGGAGCACUCAGAGGAGCACCAGCCUCGACACGACCCUCUAUCCUUCAGCAGAUCCCCGUCCUCCUCGCCACGACUCUGCUCCAAGAGCCGGAGCAGCCGAGACACCCAGUCCUCUGGCUCUCUGGAGUCCACCCUAUCGGUGGAGUUGGACCAGGAGAAGGGGCUGGAGAUGAGAAAGUGGGUUCUGUCAGGAAUCCUGGCCAGUGAGGAGACCUAUCUCAGCCACCUGGAGGCCCUACUGAUACCCAUGAAGCCUCUGAGAGCUGCAGCCACAACUUCCCAACCAAUGCUGACCAUCCAGCAGAUAGAGACAAUUUUCUUCAAAGUACCAGAGCUUCAUGAGAUCCACAAGGACUUCUAUGAUGCUCUGCUGCCCCGAAUCCAGGACUGGGGCCACCAGCAGUGUGUGGGCGACCUCUUCCAGAAACUGGCGAGCCAGCUUGGAGUGUAUCGGGCCUUUGUGGAUAACUAUAAGGUUGCUGUGGAGACGGCGGACAAGUGCUGCCAGGCAAAUGCUCAGUUUGCAGAGAUAUCUGAGAAUCUCAAGGUCAAAAGCACAAAGGACUGCAAAGACCAGUCAGCUAAAAAUUCACUGGAAACUCUUCUCUACAAACCCGUGGACAGAGUGACGCGCAGCACACUCGUUCUGCAUGACCUCCUGAAGCACACACCCUCCAACCACCCAGACUACCCGCUGCUACAAGACGCCCUGCGCAUCUCACAGAACUUUCUGUCCAGUAUAAAUGAAGAGAUCACCCCGCGCAGACAGUCCAUGACAGUUAAGAAGGGAGAGAACCGUCAGCUGCUGAGGGAUCGCUUCAUGGUGGAGCUGGUCGAAGGUUCCAGGAAACUCCGCCACGUCUUCCUCUUCACCGACCUGCUGCUCUGCACCAAGCUGAAGAAACAGGCUGCGGGAAAAGGGCAGCAAUAUGACUGUAAGUGGUACAUCCCACUGGCUGACCUGACCUUCCAGACCCUGGAGGACUGCGAGUCCACUCCCAUCCCUCUGGUCCAGGAUGAGGAGAUCGAUGCCAUGAAGAUCAAAAUCUCCCAAAUCAAGAACGAGAUCCAAAGAGAGAAGAGAACCACCAAAGGACCAAAGGUGAUUGAACGACUGAGGAAGAAGUUAUCAGAGCAAGAGUCUCUGCUGCUCCUCAUGUCACCCAACAUGGCGUUCAGAGUGGCCAACAGAAACGGCAAGGGUUUCACGUUUCUCAUCUCCUCUGACUAUGAACGUGCCGAGUGGAGGGAAAUCAUUCGCGAGCAGCAGAAGAAGUGCUUUAAAAGCUUCUCCCUGACCUCUCUGGAGCUGCAGAUGCUCACCAACUCAUGUGUGAAACUCCAAACUGUUCACACUAUUCCAAUGACAAUGAAUAAGGAAGAUGAUGAGUCUCCUGGUUUGUACGGCUUCCUAAAUGUCAUCGUCCACUCUGCAUCAGGGCUGAAACAGAGCUUAAACCUUUACUGCUCUCUGGAGGUGGAUUCUUUCGGCUACUUUGUCAACAAAGCCAAAACACGUGUGUACAGAGACUCCACAGAGCCCAACUGGAACGAGGAGUUUGAGAUUGAACUGGAGGGCUCUCAAACUGUGAGGCUGCUCUGCUAUGAGAAGUGCUGCAGUAAAACCAAGCAGAGCAAAGAGGACGGAGAGAUCACAGACAAGAUCAUGGCCAAAGGACAACUAAAGCUGGAUCCUCAGACACUACAAAAUAAAGACUGGCAGAGGACCGUCAUCACCAUGAAUGGGAUUGAGGUGAAGCUUUCAAUGAAGUUCACCAGCAGAGAGUUCAGUCUGAAGCGAAUGCCUUCCAGGAAACAGUCUGGUGUCUUUGGAGUAAAGAUCAACGUAGUAACUAAGCGAGAGCGCUCCAAGGUUCCCCUCAUCGUGAGACAGUGUGUAGAGGAGAUUGAGCGACGAGGGAUGGACGAGGUGGGAAUCUACAGAGUGUCUGGCGUUGCAACGGACAUCCAGGCACUGAAGGCUGCCUUCGAUUCAAACAACAGAGAUGUUUCUGUCAUGAUGAGGGAGAUGGAUGUAAAUGCCAUUGCUGGAACACUGAAGCUGUAUUUCCGUGAGCUGCCAGAGCCUCUUUUCACUGAUGAGUUGUACCCCAACUUUUCUGGAGGCAUCGCUCUCUCUGACUGUGUGGCCAAGGAGAGCUGCAUGCUCAACCUGUUGCUGUCUCUACCAGAGCCCAAUCUGGUGACCUUCCUCUUCCUACUCGACCACCUCAAAAGGGUGGCUGAUAAUGAGAGCAUCAACAAGAUGUCUUUGCACAAUCUGGCCACAGUUUUUGGCCCCACUUUGCUGCGGCCCUCUGAAAAAGACAGCAAAAUCUCAAACAGCUCCCAGCCUAUCUCCAUGAAUGACAGCUGGUCUUUAGAGGUCAUGGCUCAGGUGCAAGUCCUCCUUUACUUCCUUCAGCUGGAGAGCAUCCCAACACCUGACAGCAAACGUCAAAGCCUUCUCUUCUCUACUGAAGUAUGACAGGAACAUCAUGCUGUGCUCAUCUGUAAAUGUACUGUUCAGAGGCAGAAUAUCUGCUGCUUAAUGAGGUGGAUGCUGCUGAGCAGCCAGGGCUGGCUGCUUUACUCCAAGGAUGCUUAAUUUUGCCACUAGGUGGAGCUGUCAUCUUAAUGUAAACUGGAAACAGCCACCAUGACCAAAGCCAUUUCUUUAGGAGAUGUGAUGAGCAUGUGUGUUCUGUUUAUUUCCAAGCUUGCCUGCUGUGUCAGUAUAAGACAACCCUAUAUGAUGUAUGGAAAAAAUAUAUAAUUCUUUUUAUUAAAAUUUAAUUUAAAUUUCAAGAAGCAUUAUUUACUAUAGGUAAUCAUUUCUGCCCUGCCACUGUGCACAUUUGCUUCACUGAGGGGGAUUUUUGCUGUAGUUUUUGUAAGAUGUAUUACUUUUGAAUGAGUGGUUGGAUGAAUGGGCAUAUUUGUCAUGUCUAUACAUGUUUUCCCCAGAAGUGUUUGACUUGGUUGAAAGCUCACCUGUGCCAAUGUUCCCCUGCUGAUGACCAAUAGAACAUUUCCAUUACCCUAAUGUUUACACACACUGUUAAUUUUGUAAAAGUAUGAGACUGAAAACUGUAGUUAAAACACAGCAACAUGCAGGCAUGUUGACCGAACCAUUUAAAGUAGUAUCUGUGCUAUACAAUUUGUAUAGCGACUUUAUUCAGUUCACAUGUUCUUCGGGUGGUUUCCGAGCCAGCUUAUGUAGAUAUGAGUGCUUUUUUGGAAGUGGUACAGAGAAAUCAUUCCAGGAAAAGGAGAGGCCUGAUCCUUCCACCCAUGGAAUGUAUACUGUGCUGUGUAUAAUUUUAAUUUCACAGUUAACUUUUGUUCGCAUUUCAUAUGUUUUGUGUCAAAGUUGUUUUUUUCCUGAUUUGAUUUAUUCUGUUGAUCUUCAAUGUUUAUGUUUUGCUUCAUGCAUUCCUUCUCUGUAGUCUACCUAUAUAGGACAAAACCACACUGCUGUAGAGAUGAGAGCACCUGGAGAUUAUCUCAAAUACCAAAUGUUCCCUAGUAGGACUCGUACAGCUCAGUGAUUCACUCAUAUCUAAGUCUCCUGGCUUAUGAAUAGGUUUAUCAUCCACAUGCCUAGUGAAACUUACUGAAAAUGCACUGUGUUCUCGCAUUAAUAUUU
Molecule: messenger RNA, 5887 nt
Organism: Centropristis striata (black sea bass)
Lineage: Eukaryota; Metazoa; Chordata; Actinopteri; Perciformes; Serranidae
Product: PH_BCR_vertebrate and RhoGAP_Bcr domain-containing protein
Exons: 23
Coding region: 842-4726 (1294 amino acids)
Biological process (GO): protein phosphorylation; positive regulation of GTPase activity; intracellular signal transduction
Cellular component (GO): membrane
Molecular function (GO): GTPase activator activity; guanyl-nucleotide exchange factor activity; protein serine/threonine kinase activity
Source: RefSeq, a predicted model, not a curated record